AUGCUGGUCAUCCAGGUGGCCGCCGACAUCUUUAACACGAAGGUGAACUUUGAGCUCACCUUCCCGCACCGGCCAACGUUGCCCGAGGUGCUGCGCGCCACGGAGGCGGCGUUCUCCAAUGAAAUCGCCCUUCGCCGUCCGGAGCACGUCCCGCCACAUAACUUUAACGUUGCUAAGGUCAAGAUGUACGAUGAGGAGCGAAACAAGUGGGUGGAUUUGGUGUCGGAGGGGCAGUUGACCGACUACUGCCAGUUGUACGCGUUCCAACCGGAAAACCAGUGGCACAAGGAAAGCCAAAAGGAGAUUCCAGCGGCGGUGCAGCCUCCAACGUCGGCGCAGCGCCCGCUUGUAAAUACCUCCACCUCGGCGUUGGGACGUGGGAAUUCCAAUGGUGGCUCCGCUUCGAGUGGCGUGCUCGCGCCCUACGCGGGCGGCCGUACCCCCAUUAACCAACGCAGUGACCCACAACAGUUCCGUCGCUCGUCACUGCACACGAGCACAACCGGCACCCUAGUCCCCAAGAUACACGCGGAGGCGUCACAGGAGGAGAAGGUUCGUGUUUUGUUCGCCGAGUUGGAUUCGAAAGGGCAUCGUCUGCUGGAGCCAGGGGACUUCAAGCAGGGGUUUCAGACCUUUAACCUUGACCUCUCUGCCGAGACGGUGGAGGACCUCUUUGAGAAGGCCGACACAAACCGUGAUGGAACGGUUUCCUUCUCCGAGUUUGAGCGCUUCUGUCGCCUCUACCCAAUCAUGACGGAUUGUCUUUUUUUCCGCUCAAAGGCCUUCUGGGAUGAGGAGCAGCUGAAGCGUGAGAUUCAGGUGGAGCGGCAGGCAGUGAGGCAGGCGGAACAGGCCGUGGAGCAGGUGCGCAAGUCAAUGGAAGAUGCGGAGCAGGAGGUGGUCACCGCGAUGGAUGCCGUCACUGCUGCUGAGACCGAACUGAAGGACCGCACAGACCGACUUCGGGAUUUAACCAAAGACAUGGACAACGCCAAGAAGGAGAAGGAAAGGGUCAUCCGUGAGAAGAAGGAGCGUGAGAAAGAACUGGCCAGCACGCGAGAUCAUGAGAAGGAGGUGCGCAGGGAGUCGCAAGACAUUGCCCGCGAGGCUGAAAGGUCGGAUCGCCGAGCUAUCGCCCUUUCCGGUGAGGCUGCCACGGCCGAUGAUAAGGUCCGACAGCUGGAAAAGGCGCUAGAGGAGGCGAGGCGAGCGGCAGAGCGGGCGCAUGUGUCGGCAGAACAGGCGGCACGAGACACCGAGGUCAUGAAGCAGCGCGCUCGGGAUGCCUCCAAGGACGUGGAGGAAAUGGUGCGAGAGAUUGCCCGUGCGGAGGAGGCCCUGCGCGGGGCGGAGCGCAAUGUCGCGGUUGCGGACAACAAUGCCCGAGAUCUUGAGGGAUUGGGGCGGGAACUCUCCCGCGAAGCGGAGGAAGCCUCGCAGCGGCGCGACCAAUACGAGCGGGCUGUGGAGGACGCCAAGAACUCGGUGCGCGCGCGGGAACAGCAGUUAGAUGGAGCGAAACGGCAGGUAGACGAGCGAGAAAGUAUGGCGAGGCAGAAGGAGUCCGAGCUGGAGGAGCAACGGAAACAGCGGGAACUUGUGUCCCAGCACGAGCUUGCCUUAAUAGAGCAGGAGUUACGCCUACGGGAGCAGCGGGAUAGUCUGGAGGAGCGCGAGACAAAACUCAUGUCAGAGGCCAGUAGCUUCUUGGGUAAUCUUCGCUCUCAGCUGCAGGGGGGACGGCCCUAA
Messenger RNA from Trypanosoma conorhini, 1749 nucleotides. Its product is annotated as calmodulin-like protein containing EF hand domain. Bases 1 to 1749 code for a protein of 582 amino acids. The transcript has a single exon. Lineage: Eukaryota; Euglenozoa; Kinetoplastea; Trypanosomatida; Trypanosomatidae. Gene Ontology annotation, molecular function: calcium ion binding. The record is from RefSeq and is a predicted model, not a curated record.